This is a messenger RNA of Kockovaella imperatae, 1056 nucleotides long. RefSeq lists its product as hypothetical. The record is from RefSeq and is a predicted model, not a curated record. The transcript has 5 exons. The coding region runs from base 323 to 964 and encodes 213 amino acids. NCBI's taxonomy places the organism in Eukaryota, Fungi, Basidiomycota, Tremellomycetes, Tremellales, Cuniculitremaceae.
CUCCAAAGUGGCUCAACCAUACAAAACUUCAUCACCCUCCUUUACAUGCAUGCAGAGCUGAGUAAGAGCUGAAACUUGGUAGGUUGCUGAUGCCACAGUAUGUGAGCUCCCAUGCCCAGUCUCAAGGUCUUAAAAGGGCUGUGGGCUGAGUAUUUUGGUAUAGACCAAAAACGACGGGCGACGACCGACGACCGACGACCGACCGCCGAAUAUUGGCGGAACAAGCAUGUCAUACCACUAUCGAUUGGAGGCCACUUAUUGACAUCACCAUUAUGCCUCCUGUCAUCUGCCGUACCACAUCCUUCAUUAGCCAUAUAUUGCCAUGGAGAAGCAUUCCAUCGACAGCGUCGACGUAGACUACAUGAAGAAGGAGGUCAACGAGGUCGACGUCCAAGGCAUGGUAGAUGAGACAGUUCGACGCGUACGGGAGCAGUCAGAUAGAAUUCAAGCUGCUGCCAUGCCUUACGCUGAGAAGACACGAGCCUAUGCAGAGCGACAGCCUGUUCUUUUUACCUAUCUCGCAAUUUUCGUCGCACUAAGCAUCAUCCCGGUCGGCUUCUUCAUUGGAUUCGUGCUGUCCGCGUCGCUCUUUAUAAUCGCAGCCGCAGCAGUCGCAAUCUUUGCUUGUGUUCUCGGUGUCGUCGUGCUCGGAGCCUGCUUUCUCCUUCCCACGCUUUUCGUCACGUCGCUCGUCUCUCUUUUUUUCCUCUCAUGCCUGCUUGGGCUCUUCCUGGUCCAUCGUCUCUACCUGCACAUCACCGCUGCCAAAUCGACUAAUGGACGUGUCGACUAUGACUCACUCUCUCGAGGUGUCAAAACGUGGCUCGAGGAGACUGUCGAUCGAGUGCCUCCUCCGCGUUUCGAUUAUUCGUCUCUCACUCUCGGGGCCAAGCAGGAGCCACACAAUCCUCUCGCGAUCGAUCCGGCUCCGAUCAAGUCGACCCAAGUCAAGACCGAGAAGUAAGAGUACUGAUAGCUGCGUUGUAGAUAUUUCGAGACCCUGCGAAUAUAGACAGAUAUGACAUAGACCAGAUCCAUGCAAGUAUGACUACCAAG